AUGAACGCCCGAUCUUGGCUCCGCGAGGACGCAGAUAUCGUUGCUCAGAGGCUACAAUUAAUAAAGAAACACCCCAAGCGGUUAACUAGUUCCCCUAAGUCAUCACUACUUACUUCCCCAGCAGGUACAUGCUUGAAGAACUCCUCUGCCUCUGAGGCCAGCCACGAGGGGUCAACUUACAUUCUUUAUAGGCCGCAGGAGAGUAGUGCUGCAACUGAUCAGGUUAGCAUUAUAUACAAUAAUUGCAUGUGCUGGAAGGCAGUGAAGAAGGAGGGCACGCGGACAUUGGUGCUCCGCAAUCUUGCUCUUGAUGACACUGACAAUUUCUCGGCCACUAGACAUAGAGUGAGGCCCAGAUCAAGUAGUUCAUAUUCAGAUUUUCAGCAACCUAAUUACUCCAUCGCCAACUUACAACUAACUGUACAGGACUGCUCCGUCUCUGAUAAAGAAACAGAGUGCCUUUCAGGUCUGGACCGUGUGCAUGCAUCAGCCACGGCGGCAAGACACGCAAGACAUCUCGUUGCUUCCCUAAGCGGCUGA
Messenger RNA from Giardia duodenalis, 540 nucleotides. RefSeq lists its product as uncharacterized. The record is from RefSeq and is a predicted model, not a curated record. The transcript has a single exon. Bases 1 to 540 code for a protein of 179 amino acids. NCBI's taxonomy places the organism in Eukaryota, Fornicata, Diplomonadida, Hexamitidae.